AUGAUCACACGUGAUGCCACAUACAUGUUUCCGUUAUUUGUCCACUCUUUGUUCGUCUCGGUUCGUGUAAUACCGUACAAAUUACCUUUUUUUUUUCAAAAAACAACAACAACAAAAUUUUUCCUCCUCAGAGAUUGUGUUUCCGCCUGGUCUUCGGGCACCGGGGCUGCCGGACUUGUCGGAGCCUUGGUUUACGCGUCCCUGACCUCAGCCACCAGUCCGGAAACUACUCUGCUCAUCUUAACCGUGGUACCUGUUGCUAUGACUCUGAAAUGUUCACGCGCGCUUGUUUACGGCGCUCCCAAGUUACGUAACUUGGUCCGUAGUUUACGUGCAUUGUGA
Echinostoma caproni is the source of this 342-nucleotide messenger RNA. NCBI's taxonomy places the organism in Eukaryota, Metazoa, Platyhelminthes, Trematoda, Plagiorchiida, Echinostomatidae. The record is from the annotation of a GenBank genome assembly.